Panthera uncia (snow leopard) is the source of this 2481-nucleotide messenger RNA. RefSeq names its product sterile alpha motif domain containing 10 (gene SAMD10). The record is from RefSeq and is a predicted model, not a curated record. Bases 1381 to 2481 code for a protein of 366 amino acids. Gene Ontology annotation, molecular function: protein binding. The transcript has 6 exons. Gene Ontology annotation, biological process: cell surface receptor protein tyrosine kinase signaling pathway. NCBI's taxonomy places the organism in Eukaryota, Metazoa, Chordata, Mammalia, Carnivora, Felidae. Gene Ontology annotation, cellular component: cytoplasmic side of plasma membrane.
GGCACCGGCGAAGGGGCGGGGAUGUGGCAGGCGCACGCGCGGGGCGCCUGAUACUGGGGAGGCGUGCGAACCGCCCAGCUGGAGACCUCCUGGAGCGACAUCAUCCUGGAAAAAAACCUGCAGGACCUCAAAACUCAGCCUGGGGCAUCUUUACUUACUGCGUGCUUUCGACGCAUUUCCGAGGAGACCUGCCUGCAUGAGCGGGACCCAUGGUCCCCUCCCCGAGUCCUCCUGACCGCCGGGGACCGCUCAUAAUCAGGCCUAGCCAUUCACCUUCCCUUCAGAAUCGUCCUGGCCCUGGGGCAGGCCUUAACACAUCUGAGCGGGGCUGCACCUGACUAGUUGUGGACAGCUUGUGUGCGGUGUAUGUGUCCUGAUGGUGGGCAUACCUGUCUGCUCGUGCCCCAGGGUGCAGGCUGCUGUUCUAGUUCUCAGCGCUCAGGUUCCCCGGGCUCCAGUUCAGGCACCGGUCCCUGUACAGGCUCCACUCCCACCCCCACCACACCUUGAACAUGGCAGUGAGGGCAGAAGUGCAGCCCCUACAGGGCCAAUUGGCGAAAAUAAGUAAAGGCAGUAGAUAUGUUGGGAACAAUUCGGUAUGUGGGCAUGCGUGGCCACAGCAUGUGGAUGAAUUCGGUGCAGAUCUCUACUUGUGUGUGUUGGUGGACAUGGGUACCAGUCAGAUCACCUGUGCUCGUGUUUCAGGUGGACAUACAUGACGACUCUGCAUACGUUUCUGUAUCUCCGCGUGUACCUUUGCUCAUUCUGUGAGACAUCCUCCAGCAGCCCACAUACACCUGGGGAGAGUGCUCAGACUUGGCAGAGCAAGCGAAACUCAGUGGGUAGCCUCUGGACAGGGCAGCCCCCAGCCCACCCUAGCACUUCUCAGCGGGGUCCUGGAACAAACACAUCCCUCCUGCCUCCUGCAGCCUCCUUGGAGCUUCUCUCUCCUCCCCAUUCCCAGCCAACCCCCUUUUGGUGCCACAUCCUGAGCACUGAGUCAGAUUCUGGGGCUACAGAGGGAAGGGGAGAGACCCUGGCUGUCUUCCUGGAGUUCACAUUGUGGUGGGGGUUAAGAGAGGGUCUAGGGAAGCAAGUGCCCAUUGGAGGAGAGAUCUCUGGAUAGGUGUGGAGAAUGCGUAAAUAAAGGAGUGAGUCGGUAAUCUGAGGUAGGAGAACGAAGGCAAGUGGUUGCAAGGCAUCGGUCUGGCCUUUGACCUGGGCUCCGGUGGACAGAAGAUCCCAGGAGCAGGUAGGAUACUCCCCUCCUACCCCUUCCUUCCCCGCGCGAAAGAUCGCAUCUUUAUUUCCCUGCCUCAGAAGCCCCUUCAGACGUCUGGAUCCCGUGACAGGUGCACAGAAUCACUGUUUCUCGAAGCCAUGCCCAGGUGCGUAAGGUCGUCCCUUACCCUGGCAGACACCCUUUGCAUACGCAGACCUGCGCGCCGCCGACACACCUCGGAGCUCCCGGAGCGCGCCCAGCACUCAGGGCUCAGAGGCAGGUGCCUCGCCGCGCAGACUCGCCGGGCGCGGGGACCGGCUCGGGCGCGGGGCCGGCUGGGGCGGGGCAGCGGCGCGCGUUCCCCGCCGGCCACACGGGCCGCCUUGCGCCCGGCGAGGGGCGUGUGCACGGGCCCGGGAUCCUUGGGCCUCAUGUUCACGGAGCUAAGGACCAAGCUGAGCCCCCCGCGAGGCCGCGCCGGGGCUGUGCGCGCCGGCUUCGGGGAGCGCCGGGAUGUGGACGCCACAGCACACUUCAGCUUCUGCCGAACCCUCCUGGAUCACACAGUGUCCACUGAGAGCAUCCCUUGUCACCUGCCUCGGACGCCAGGCACCAGCCUCACGUGGCACGACUCCCGUAGCCAGAGGGCCGCUGGCGGCCGGCCAGUCAAGCUCCUGCAGCAGCCUGGCACAGAGGCCCCCCAGGGCCGGCUAUACUCCGACCACUAUGGUCUGUACCACACAAGUCCCUCACUGGGUGGCCUGACGAGGCCUGUGGUUCUGUGGAGUCAGCAGGACGUCUGCAAGUGGCUCAAGAAGCACUGUCCCCACAACUACCUCGUCUACGUGGAGGCCUUCUCCCAGCACGCCAUCACAGGCCGGGCGCUGCUGAGGCUGAAUGGGGAGAAACUGCAGCGGAUGGGGCUGGCACAGGAGGCGCAGCGGCAGGAGGUGCUGCAGCAGGUGCUGCGCCUGCAGGUGCGCGAGGAGGGGCGGAGCCUGCAGCUGCUGAGCCAAGGUCAGUGGGAGGAGCCAGGGGGGCCUGAGAGUCUUGGGGGCGUGGGGGGGGGGCAGGGGGAGAGGCUGGGCCAUGGGGCCAAGAGGAGGUUCUACACCCUCACCCAGCAUCUAGAGGACAGGCGGAAUAAGCUGUGGAAGCUCCCUCUGGCGAGUGCCCUCCCCUGCCCCACCCAGAUAAUCAGCAGCAGCCGCAUCCCCAGGCACACCAUGCCAAGGAGCCCUGAAAAUCUCAGGGAUUGA